Messenger RNA from Caenorhabditis remanei, 996 nucleotides. RefSeq lists its product as uncharacterized. Gene Ontology annotation, cellular component: cytoplasm; nucleus. Gene Ontology annotation, biological process: double-strand break repair via homologous recombination; peptidyl-serine dephosphorylation. The transcript is spliced from 6 exons. The record is from RefSeq and is a predicted model, not a curated record. Gene Ontology annotation, molecular function: protein serine/threonine phosphatase activity. The coding region runs from base 1 to 996 and encodes 331 amino acids. Lineage: Eukaryota; Metazoa; Nematoda; Chromadorea; Rhabditida; Rhabditidae.
AUGUUGGCAGUCAGAGAUGAUGGUCCCAACCCACUGACACAUCGAAAUCGAGACGUAAUUGGCCAAGUGGGCUCAAAUGACAUCGACAACCAAAUUGAGCGAUUAAUGCGAUGUGAGGUGCUUCUGGAACACGAAGUCAAAACGCUAUGCGUUAAAGCCCGAGAGAUUCUUGCCGAGGAAGGAAACGUGCAAGUCAUCGAUACACCUGUCACGAUCUGCGGCGAUAUCCACGGCCAAUUCCACGAUCUGCGCGAACUUUUCAAAGUUGGCGGCCCUCCACCCGACACCAAUUAUCUAUUCCUCGGUGACUACGUGGAUAGAGGAUAUAAUUCUGUGGAGACCUUCAUCCUCCUGAUCGCCCUCAAGUGUCGCUAUCCUGACCGCAUCAUGCUCAUCCGUGGAAACCAUGAAUCCCGUCAGAUCACACAAGUCUAUGGAUUCUACGAUGAAUGUCUCCGGAAGUACGGUAACGCCUCCGUCUGGAAACACUGCGUCGAUCUGUUCGACUAUUUGGCGCUGGCCGCCGUUAUCGAUGGGAAAGUGUUCUGUGUGCACGGAGGAUUGUCGCCGACUUGUCCGACUAUCGAUGAGAUUCGCAGUAUAAAUCGACAGCAGGAGGUACCGCACGAAGGAUCGAUGUGUGAUUUGAUGUGGUCGGAUCCGGAGGAUUCAAUGAAAGGAUGGACGUUCAGUCCACGUGGAGCCGGAUAUCUGUUCGGUCCGGAGCCCGCCGAGUUGUUCUGCGACACGAAUGGAAUCGAUCAGAUCUGUCGAGCACAUCAGCUGGUGAUGGAGGGAUUCAAGUUUCAUUUCGACAAGAGAGUCGUCACCGUCUGGUCGGCACCCAAUUAUUGUUAUCGAUGCGGAAACGUUGCUGCAAUCAUGCAAUUCACCGAAGACAACACCACGGAGCCAAAUUUCAUCACAUUCGACGCGGCGCCUCAGGAGGACAGAGGAUACGCUCAGAGACAUCCGCUUCCCGACUAUUUUCUCUGA